Molecule: messenger RNA, 3168 nt
Organism: Letharia columbiana
Lineage: Eukaryota; Fungi; Ascomycota; Lecanoromycetes; Lecanorales; Parmeliaceae
Exons: 3
Coding region: 1-3168 (1055 amino acids)
Source: RefSeq, a predicted model, not a curated record
AUGGAAGAUUCCCCGCGUCUCCGAUCGCAAGCAUUGCGGAAGAUAGCUUCACUGUCUGCUACAUCAACAAAAGCCUCCAAGAAGCCAGACCUGACCAGACUCUACCAUGCUUGCCCUUCUGCCGAAUCACCCCACUCUGCUCACUCCCUUUCACAGUCUCCAAUUAGCCUGUCCGAGCUUGACGUACUAUUUGCUUUGUGUAAAGCCGCGCCACUGCUGGAUCAUGUGGACAACGCAGAACGGCUUCUCAGGCAACUGUCACCUUACCUGGGUGAGGCACAUGCUCAAGCUAUUGCCCCCUCGCCUUUCCUACGCUUGAUCGAACCAUCACCAUGGGAAGCACUCAGCUUUAACUUGACCAGCGCUCUACUUGUAAUCGGAAUUCGGCAUCCAGACCUUCAUGACCCAAUUUUUGCCUGCAUAACAGGAUACUUACGCAACUGCCUUAGCACCGUCAACGCUGCUUCUGGAAAGCGCUCCCACUCUGAAGGAUCCAGCAGCGACAAUGGCAUUGAAGAAAACCUUGAGAUUGCAGCCGUGUCAGUUUCCCUUCUGGGAUUCUUAGAGGCUGCUUCUCUCUACACAAACUUCUACAGUAUCUCCGAAAGGUAUGACUUGGUAGAAAUACUUCGUCAAAUACUCGAUGAAGAUCUCAUGGUUUCAGUGGAGGGUGUUUUCUCCUCAGUUCGCACUGCUGAAAGUACUUCGAGAAUUUUGAUGACCUGGAAGUCAUACACAAAACGUUAUGCCGCCUCUGGAAGACCGCUGGGAGCGAUGCUUCUACAGCGUGGAUUCAUGAGACUAUUAGUGUCCUGCAGUUCGUUACAAGUAUCUCCGGCCGAGAAGUUACAGAAGACAGACAUUUUCGAUAUAGUGACGGCCGAGGAACAUUUCACUCCUCGCGAGCACCAGAAUGCCACCAUGUCUCUGUUGGAACUACUGUCUGAUGUUGCAGCUGAAUCAAUGCGUCUACUCGAAGACGGAUCCGACUAUCUUCAGCUUGGCUCCGCGUGGCAGCAGCGGCUGGCCUUUGCCGUCAAAGCACACACUUUGCACACUUUCCUAAAUUGCAUGAUAGUUGAAGAGGAGAUUGCUGACGCUGACGUUCUCCUGUCGUGGCUUGAAGAUACUAUGGCUGAUCCCAUUCAGAUGGCUGAUGAUACAUUAGCAUGUGUCGUACUAAAGUCAAUGGCUGUAGUUGCCAAAUUCUCUCCUGCGAUCGCUUCCAAUCUUAGUCGCUCGCUGCCAAGAUUCAUUGUGCAAGGCGGCGUCAAAGGCGAAACGGUCAUCGUAGCCGCUCGCAGCUUGACAUUAAUACUUCGUAUGUUGCCACCAGAUGCGAUUAUCACGGGCCUCUACUCGCUCGGCAAUGUCCUAAGCGCUCGAGCCGGUACCGACAGGACUAUUGGUAGCUCAGACGUGCUAAAUGGGACUGCAAAUGCUUCUAGAACCACUGCACAAUAUACCCAGCAUUCUACUGGUAGUGCCAUCUCGUUGGACUUAAGUGGCGAGGAGGAGACUUCCGCUGCCUAUGGCAGCAUAGUGCGUACCAUUGUCAGCAUCGCAAACAUCUGUCAAGACGACAAAAUUACGGCACUGGCGCAUUCAAUGCUUGUACAGAAGCUCGGGCGAGUGAGCUUGACAAUAGACCUACAUAUUAUUACAGAAACUGCCAGACUCGCCACGGUUGGGGGUUUCGUCGAGUUCAGAUCGCUGCUUAAACUGUACGCCAGACUAGGUCACGAUGCUAUCAUUCGAGGUAACCAGAUCCUUUUGGACACGGUGAGGAAUGCCAGACUGUUCAUCGCAAAAGCCUUGGGCCAUGACUCGCCCUUAUAUCAGAUCUACUUGGUCCAUCUGCUCGAGACCAUCGUCAGCAAGGGAGACGUUCAUGAAAGCGACAAUACCCAUCAGGCCGAUGUUGAUCUUGCCGCUCGAGAAAUCAUAGAGUUGCUCCCGCCUCUGGCUACUCUUGCAACUGUCAGAACAGACAAAGAGGGUAUUAGCGAUGACGAGAAUGUUGCACGUCUCCAUCACGAAGCAUGGUUCAACGUGGUUGUGCACGGCAUCACCCCAACUUCCUCAUACGGCCAACAGUGCGCCAACGAGCUACGUACUCUUGCAAUGCAGUCGAGGCCGCUCAUCCCUGAAGAUCGCGCUGAUCAGUUCGAGAGCGAAAUCGAGCUCAAUACUGUACUGCGACGAGGAAUGAAUGCUCCCCACACUGCAGAACAGAAGAAGCGUCUCAUUCUCCUACUGCCAAAAUGUGAAUCUGAUAUUAGAGGCUUGAGCUAUCCGAAGGUUAUAUUUCUCAAUGCUGCAUACCUAGUAGAGACACUAAGGGCAGGUGCGGGUGAUUGCUCUCAUGUCCUGACCUAUUUCUUGGAUCCGAGUCUCAAUGGUAGCGCUAUGGAAAACUGUAUGGGAGCGAUAGCAGACGAUGUUAUGACAGUUUACCUGAGGAGAAACAUGACUGCCCCUCACCAAGACAAUUCAGCGCCCUUGAUUGCCACACAGCUAGCAUCCAUGUUUACUGGCUGCUGUCACCGAGUUCCUAGAGUACAGCAAGUCGCUGCUUCUUGCGCCGACAAAAUCAUCAGUCAGAUGCCCUCUUCUCUCUGCCAGAAGUCGUCUCUCUUUGCUCUUCUAGAAUUGCUUUCAAUCAUGUGGACCAGCUGUCUCGAAGCAGAGCUAGAUGAAUAUGAAUUGAAAGCAAAUUACGUGUCUGUGCGGGCAAGAGUGUCAGUGGAGCUUUCGGAUGACUACGAUCUUCGAAGAAGCACGCUCAACAACCUCUACAGGCGGGCAAAAAAAUGGGUGACGGCUGUCAUUAAUAUCGCGCCUCUCGAUGUCAAAGGGUUGCUACAGACAUACCUUUCUGAGUACGAUGAUGAGGGAGCAUAUGGCCAUGUGUCUUUAGGAAGAAGCUUCGCAUUGGAUAUGGGUUCCGUCAUACCGUCGGCGGAUCAGAAACUAGCAGUCAUUGACCAUCAUGGGGAGUGUAAUAUCAAUACCGCCUCCGAUUUUAUUGCUCAAUACACCACACGCCAGGAGUAUAGAUAUGCCGAUGGUCUACCUGAUUACGAUCAAGAGUGGGCAGCCUUUCUGCAUCUCAAGGGGAAGGCAGACCAACCUGCAGACGGGGGGUACAACAGAGGCAGGGGAUGA